AGUUCAGGAGUCGCCCGCUCUCUAGAAGAUGGCUCCACGGGGCCAAAUCGAUGGCCCAUCCCAUUGUAGCCGUGCCCUAUUAUAUACACGCACACUACUACUCUCCCAUGCUGGUGGCGCAGAUUCCAACACGCCCCCUCGACCUAGCCACUGCUGCGUCUAUCCCAUUGUGGGCCACAUGCCUGUACCGCACUCCCUGUCCCCAGGGAUGCCGAUCUCCGUUUCAUGUGCUUCCCUGCCCGCCUCGGUCCGUACGCCAGUCCCAGCACCCCCUGAUCUUGAGUCCCAGUCUCCGUACCAUACGCAUCCCAUACGUGCUCAUUUUCGGUGACUUCCUAUAGCGCCCCCAUGCGCUCGUCGCUCGCUCGAUCUGCACGCCAAUCUCGACGCCCCUUGGAUUUGGGUCUCGGUCUCCGUUCCGUGCGCGCUCCAUGCAAGCGCCUCACUCAGCUUUUCUUCGGUGCUCUGCGUGCUGUGGCUGUGCAGCUUUGUUGGACUGCUGGCCUGUCUCACUCGGCAUCCGCUCAGCCUGCCCUUUGACGCCCUGCUCCGCCCUCACCUCGCUGGUAGACCCACCUCAUGCAGUGCCCGCCCCCUGCACCUGGUGUCUUGUAUCACCGCAGCGGUGCCCCGCAGUCAACCCUCUGGCCCUCACCCUCCUGCCCUCGAUCUCCUGAUC
Messenger RNA from Laetiporus sulphureus 93-53, 679 nucleotides. RefSeq lists its product as uncharacterized. Lineage: Eukaryota; Fungi; Basidiomycota; Agaricomycetes; Polyporales; Laetiporaceae. The coding region runs from base 51 to 341 and encodes 96 amino acids. The transcript has 2 exons. The record is from RefSeq and is a predicted model, not a curated record.